AUGCUUGAUGCCGGGAUGCAUCCUGCCAAAGAAGGUUAUGCGGCUCUACCUUUCUUUGACGAGUUCGACUUGAGCACAGUGGAUGUCCUUUUGAUAAGCCAGUACGUCGCCCUCUCCUUUGUUCUUCGGUCACUUUUUUUAUGGUGCACACAUGCUCCCCGUGAAGAAAAAAGAUUGUGUUGCCGUACUAGGGGCGUUGGUUCUAUUGCUACUGCACAGACGGCUAUCGUUGACGAUGUGGAAUCCCUUACUCAACAAACCAUGCCCCAAUCUGCCACAUGUAGAUCAGAAAAUCAAUGCAAACUGUUUGAGCUUUCAUCAAGUGUCCAGCUGCGUACGCUUCUUUUUCAUGUCGAUCAUUCCUCUGCCCUUCCGUAUGUCUUGAGCAAGACGAAUUUCAAGGGUCGCGUUUUCAUGACGCAUGCGACGAAGGCGAUUUACAAAUGGCUUAUCCAGGACAACGUUCGGGUCAGCAAUACCUCGUCAUCGUCCGAUCAGCGAACCACCCUAUACACGGAACAUGACCAUCUUUCGACGCUACCGUUAAUAGAAGCCAUCGACUUUUAUACCACCCACACCAUCAACAGUAUCCGGAUCACUCCGUUUCCUGCCGGCCAUGUGCUGGGAGCGGCUAUGUUUUUGAUUUCAAUCGCCGGCCUCAAUAUACUGUUCACUGGGGAUUAUUCUCGAGAGGAGGACCGUCAUCUGAUUCCUGCAGAGGUGCCCAAGGGCGUCAAGAUCGACGUGCUUAUUACGGAGUCGACGUUCGGUAUCUCUACAAAUCCGCCUCGGCUGGAGCGUGAAGCAGCGCUCAUGAAGACCGUCACCGGGAUUCUCAACCGUGGAGGCAGGGUGUUGAUGCCAGUCUUCGCCUUGGGCCGCGCCCAGGAACUGCUUUUGAUCCUGGAUGAAUACUGGGAGCGGCAUCCGGAACUGCAGAAAAUCCCCAUCUACUACAUCGGAAAUACGGCGCGAAGGUGUAUGGUGGUGUACCAGACCUAUAUUGGGGCGAUGAAUGACAACAUCAAACGUCUCUUCCGCCAGCGCAUGGCGGAGGCUGAGGCGAGCGGUAACAAGAACGUCAGUGCAGGCCCCUGGGAUUUCAAGUUUGUACGAAGCCUUAGGAGCCUGGAGCGUUUCGAUGACGUCGGGGGUUGUGUUAUGCUUGCGUCUCCUGGUAUGCUCCAGACCGGCACGAGCAGAGAGCUUCUCGAACGAUGGGCACCAAGCGAACGCAAUGGAGUUAUCUUGACCGGCUACAGUGUGGAGGGAACAAUGGCGAAGCAGCUCCUCAAUGAACCGGAACAGAUUCCCGCAAUCAUGGCAAGAGUAUCGACAGGCCCAGGAGGUCGCAGGGUACCGACGGCAGAUGACGACCAGAAAGUCAUGAUUCCAAGAAGGUGUACAGUCGAUGAAAUUAGUUUUGCUGCUCAUGUGGAUGGUGUGGAGAACAGGAACUUCAUCGAGGAAGUUGGAGCUCCCGUUGUUAUACUGGUUCACGGAGAAAAGCAUCAAAUGAUGCGAUUGAAAUCCAAACUUCUCAGUCUCAACGCAGACAAAGCCGUCAAGGUGAAAGUCUAUACUCCGGCUAACUGUGAAGAAGUUCGGAUCCCUUUCAAGAAGGAUAAGAUCGCCAAAGUCGUUGGCAAGUUGGCAGAGGUUGCGCCACCAUCUGAAGCGGAUAAUUCGCAACUCAUGACCGGCGUCCUGGUGCAGAAUGGGUUUGAUCUGUCAUUGAUGGCGCCAGACGAUCUGCGGGAGUAUGCCGGUCUGACAACAACGACUAUAACCUGCAAACAACAUCUCACUCUCAACUCUGCAAGUAUUGAUUUAAUAAAGUGGGCACUUGAGAGCACCUUUGGCGCAAUCGAAAAGAUUGGUUCUACCCCAAGUCAGGACAUCAAAAAAGAAAAUGCCGACAGCAGCGCCUCCAACGGAGCGGAUGUGAAUGGAAACGUGGAGAAAGAGGAAGCCGCAGAUGAGGAGAUUACGUUUGCGGAGAAAGAGACGUACUUGGUCAUGGGCUGCGUGAUUGUGAGGUACACACCCCGAACGCGGGAGGUCGAGUUAGAAUGGGAGGGUAAUAUGAUGAAUGAUGGGGUUGCCGAUGCGGUCAUGGCGGUCCUUCUGACCGUCGAAAGCAGCCCUGCGUCUGUGAAACAAUCCUGCAAGCACAGACAGCACGACCAUGACGCCCCCGAGAUUCAAAACCCACAUGCCUACCUAAAUUCUGAAGAGCGGUUCGAACGUCUUCUCAUGAUGCUUGAGGCGCAGUUUGGACCCAAUAUUACUCCCAUCGAGCGACCACGUCUGACCAAGUCCACCGCACACCAGAACGGUGUCGCGGAGUCCGGAGCCGUUGAGCCAACGCCUAAGGACGAGGAGAAUGGCGAGGAGGAGGACGAGGAGCAGCUAGCUAAAGCAGAAGCUGCCGAACUGGCUCGUCUUCACUCGUUGGGUAUUCCAGUCCCCGGAAUCGAGAUCAAGGUCGAUAAACACGUCGCCCGUGUCUGGCUGGAGGACCUGGAGAUCGAGUGCUCAUACCCCGUCCUGCGGGACCGGGUCAGGGUAGUCGUUGAGCGGGCCGUCGAGACGGUUGCCAGCAUGUGGGCUGGGGAAAAGCCGUCUUCUUCAUUGCGUUCCCGCACAACGAACGGAAAUGGGGUAGGAAAUAAUAAGCUCAUGGAAGAGAAAAAGCCGGAACCUGUUGGUGCUGAAGCAUGA
Rasamsonia emersonii CBS 393.64 is the source of this 2724-nucleotide messenger RNA. RefSeq lists its product as uncharacterized. Gene Ontology annotation, biological process: mRNA 3'-end processing by stem-loop binding and cleavage. Lineage: Eukaryota; Fungi; Ascomycota; Eurotiomycetes; Eurotiales; Trichocomaceae. Gene Ontology annotation, molecular function: RNA binding; RNA endonuclease activity; 5'-3' exonuclease activity. The transcript is spliced from 5 exons. Bases 1 to 2724 code for a protein of 907 amino acids. The record is from RefSeq and is a predicted model, not a curated record. Gene Ontology annotation, cellular component: mRNA cleavage and polyadenylation specificity factor complex.